CUGCCACAGGCUUCGACCUGAAGAGGGCGGGGCUGGGGCAUCGAUCGCUCGGCGCUCCUCUAGGCUCUCGUCGCGAUCAGCCGAGUCGGGAGUGAUCGAUGCUCCCUGGUGUAGUUCGUGUGAACCAGGCCAGCCGUGGAAUCUUCGCCCUGUCGGAAUCAGUCGUCGCCGGCGAUAAGAAACAGGCCCAUGCAAGCGUCAGACAGGUGCUGAUCAUGUCAGAGGAUCCUAGGGGUCCUACAGAGCCCCUGGUGGGGUCCAACACCCUCUGGAAGGACCUCAGGGUACUCCUGCCUGAUACAGAGGAAGAGCUGAACUUGGAGCUCAGUGAGAAGGUGGACAGGAGCAUGACUAUGCUGCUACAGCAGGCUGUGGGGCUAUUCUAUGCAGGACACUGGCAGGAGUGCCUGCAGGCCAGCGAGGCCAUCCUGGACUUCUCCUGGGAGAAGCUCAACACUGGGCCCUGGCAAGAUGUGGACAAGGAAUGGCGCCGUGUAUACUCCUUCGGCUGCCUGCUGAAGGCCCUGUGCCUGUGCCAGGCACCACAGAAGGCCACUACAGUGGCUGAAGCACUGCGGGUGUGUGACAUGGGCCUAUUGAUGGGGGCAGCAAUACUUGGAGACAUCCUUCUCAAACUCGUCACAGUCCUCCAGUCACACCUACUCCCAGGAAAGCAGCUUGCCUGUGGCCCCCACCAGGAUCAGCCUGCCACCAAGAAGGCGAGGUGUGACUCUAACUCAGCGCCCGGUGUGGUGGUAGAGCGGGCAGUACCCAGGCUUCGCUGCCCAACCCUGCAGUACUUCAGGAAGCACUUUCUAGUCCCUGGGAGGCCUGUGAUCCUGGAAGGUGUGGCUGACCACUGGCCGUGCAUGAAGAAGUGGAGUCUACAGUACAUCCAGGAGAUUGCUGGCUGCCGCACUGUCCCUGUGGAAGUGGGUUCAAGGUACACAGAUGAAGACUGGUCCCAGACCCUCAUGACCGUCAAUGAGUUCAUCCACAAAUACAUCCUGAGCAAGGCAAAGGACAUUGGGUACCUCGCUCAGCACCAGCUAUUCGACCAGAUCCCAGAGUUGAAGCAGGACAUCAGCAUCCCUGAUUACUGUUGCCUGGGUGAUGGGGAAGAGGAAGAAAUCACUAUCAAUGCCUGGUUUGGUCCCCAAGGAACCAUCUCCCCACUGCAUCAUGACCCCCAGCAGAACUUCCUGGUACAGGUGUUAGGAAGGAAGUAUAUCCGGCUGUAUUCCCCACAAGAGUCUGAGGCAGUGUACCCUCACGAGACGCACCUUCUUCAUAACACCAGCCAGGUUGAUGUGGAGAACCCUGACCUAGACAAGUUCCCCAAGUUCUCUGAGGCCCCAUUCCUGUCCUGCGUCCUGUCCCCAGGAGAGACCCUCUUUAUACCUGCUAAGUAUUGGCAUUACGUGCGCUCCUUGGACCUGAGCUUCUCAGUCAGCUUCUGGUGGUCAUAGCCAGGGCCAGAAUGCAAAGGACCUACCGGGCAGACACCUCACCCAGAGGCAGUGAGCCUAGAGGAAGCAGAGGCCCUGGAUGCUGCUAGAUUCCAACAGUCCUGCUCCCCCAGCCACUCUCUGUAAGACUCAUGUGGGGCAUGAGCUGCUGUGUAUUCCUAGGCCAUCUAUAUUAUAGAUGCUUCAUUUCUUUUCUUUGUAACUUAAAUUUUUUUCCAUAACAUAAAUAAAAAUAUUUUCUGAAUGUAAAAAAA
Messenger RNA from Phodopus roborovskii (desert hamster), 1723 nucleotides. It is a transcript of the gene Kdm8, whose product is annotated as lysine demethylase 8. NCBI's taxonomy places the organism in Eukaryota, Metazoa, Chordata, Mammalia, Rodentia, Cricetidae. Gene Ontology annotation, molecular function: histone H3K36 demethylase activity. Gene Ontology annotation, cellular component: nucleus. The coding region runs from base 99 to 1469 and encodes 456 amino acids. The record is from RefSeq and is a predicted model, not a curated record. The transcript has 8 exons.